Messenger RNA from Camelina sativa (false flax), 864 nucleotides. It is a transcript of the gene PIP1-4, whose product is annotated as probable aquaporin PIP1-4. The record is from RefSeq and is marked provisional. NCBI's taxonomy places the organism in Eukaryota, Viridiplantae, Streptophyta, Magnoliopsida, Brassicales, Brassicaceae. Gene Ontology annotation, molecular function: channel activity. Gene Ontology annotation, biological process: transmembrane transport. Gene Ontology annotation, cellular component: membrane.
AUGGAAGGCAAAGAAGAAGAUGUUAGAGUGGGAGCUAACAAGUUCCCGGAGAGGCAACCCAUCGGCACAUCUGCUCAGUCCACCGAGAAGGACUACAAAGAGCCACCUCCUGCACCGCUGUUCGAGCCUGGCGAGCUGAGCUCAUGGUCUUUCUACAGGGCCGGAAUCGCCGAGUUCAUAGCCACUUUCCUCUUUCUCUACAUCACAGUGUUGACAGUGAUGGGAGUGAAGAGAGCACCAACCAUGUGUGCCUCUGUUGGGAUCCAAGGCAUCGCUUGGGCUUUUGGUGGCAUGAUCUUUGCUCUUGUCUACUGUACUGCUGGAAUUUCAGGUGGACACAUCAACCCUGCUGUAACAUUCGGUCUGUUCUUGGCUCGGAAGCUGUCUCUGACCCGUGCUGUGUUCUACAUAAUAAUGCAGUGUCUUGGAGCCAUCUGUGGUGCCGGAGUCGUCAAGGGUUUCCAGCCAAAGCAGUACCAGACUCUCGGUGGAGGUGCCAACGGUGUCGCUGACGGCUACAGCAAAGGUUCUGGCCUUGGUGCUGAAAUCAUCGGAACAUUCGUUCUUGUCUACACCGUAUUCUCCGCCACCGACGCCAAGAGAAGCGCCCGUGACUCACACGUCCCGAUAUUGGCACCACUCCCUAUCGGAUUUGCAGUGUUCUUGGUGCACUUGGCGACAAUUCCAAUAACCGGAACCGGAAUCAACCCAGCAAGAAGCCUUGGAGCCGCAAUUAUCUACAACAAGGACCACUCAUGGGACGACCAUUGGAUAUUCUGGGUUGGACCAUUCAUUGGAGCAGCACUAGCAGCGCUCUAUCACCAGCUGGUCAUCAGAGCAAUUCCUUUCAAGAGCAAGAGCUAA